Penicillium pulvis is the source of this 984-nucleotide messenger RNA. RefSeq lists its product as uncharacterized. Gene Ontology annotation, biological process: cell wall modification. The transcript is spliced from 2 exons. The coding region runs from base 1 to 984 and encodes 327 amino acids. NCBI's taxonomy places the organism in Eukaryota, Fungi, Ascomycota, Eurotiomycetes, Eurotiales, Aspergillaceae. Gene Ontology annotation, molecular function: pectinesterase activity. The record is from RefSeq and is a predicted model, not a curated record.
AUGAAGUUCUGCAUCGUCGCCUGUUUCGCGGCCUCCGUGCUGGCUGCCAGCCGCACCACCGCUCCCUCCGGAUCAAUUGUCGUGGCCAAGUCGGGUGGUGACUACACUACCAUCAGCGACGCCAUUUCGGCCCUGGACACUGACUCUUCCGAGACCCAAACCAUCUUCAUUGAGGAGGGUACCUACGAGGAGCAGGUCUACAUCCCUGAGCUUUCCGGAAAGCUCGUCAUCUACGGCCAGACCGAGGAUGACACCACCUACUCCUCCAACACCGUUACCAUCACCUCGGGGCUGAGCCUCGAUGAUGUGAGCGACGACGAUGAGUCCGCCACCCUCCGUAACUGGGCUGCCCAGACUGCCAUCUACAACAUCAACGUAGCCAACACCUACGGCGAGGGUGCCCAGGCUCUGGCGCUGAGCGCCUACAACUCCGAGCAGGGCUACUACGGCUGCCAGUUCACCGGAUUCCAGGACACCGUCCUCGCUGAAACCGGUUACCAGGUCUACGGUGGCUGCUACAUCGAGGGUGCUAUCGACUUCAUCUUCGGUCAGACCGGUAACGCCUGGUUCGACAGCUGCACGAUCGGUGUCCUCACCUACGGAGAUGGUACCAUCACCGCCCAGGGCCGUGACUCCAGCUCCGACGAUGGAUACUUCGUUAUCAACGAGAGCACUAUUGAGGCUGCGUCCGGUGAGGAUGUUGUUGAGGGUACUUACUACCUUGGUCGUCCUUGGGAAGAGUAUGCUCGUGUUGUCUUCCAGAAGACCGUUAUGAGCGAUGUGAUUAACUCUGCUGGUUGGGUUGAGUGGUCUACCAGUGAGCCUAACACUGAGUACGUUCUCUUUGGCGAGUAUGAUAACUCUGGUGAUGGUUCUGAGGGCACUCGUGCUAGCUUCGCUGAGGAGCUCUCUUCUGCGAUUGAUAUCACCACUAUCUUGGGCAGUGACUACGAGGACUGGGUUGAUACCAGCUACCUUGCUUAA